Molecule: messenger RNA, 1763 nt
Organism: Ciona intestinalis (vase tunicate)
Lineage: Eukaryota; Metazoa; Chordata; Ascidiacea; Phlebobranchia; Cionidae
Product: STING ER exit protein
Biological process (GO): endoplasmic reticulum membrane organization; endoplasmic reticulum to Golgi vesicle-mediated transport
Source: RefSeq, a predicted model, not a curated record
UUGGUUUUUGUCAAAAUUACGUUUUAGUGCUUCAGCAGAAUCCUAGCGGAAUUUUAGUGAUUAAAUUUAACAGAAUAUUUCUGUUGCUAAAAUGCCGAAGAUAAUUUCGAAAAGUGUUGUAUGUACGGACUCUCAAGAUCAAGAGACUUAUGGAGAGAAGCCGCUCUACACUUACUAUUGUUUGUGUGGUCAGAUGGUUUUGAUAUUGGACUGCGUGUUAGAACGAUUGCCUCUGCGUAGACGUGACAAAGCGCGUGUUAUUGACAAGAGCAAGCACGCACAUCGAAUAAGCAACGUUGAAGCAGCCGAGACAGUUUACAUUCGAUGGAAAGAAGGAAUUGAGUUACAGUUUCGUGAAAGCUGCAAGCGAUGUAGUUUGCCUUUGUACUACAGACACAAAGAAGCUGAAAACAAUGUUCGGUUCAUUUUUAAGGGAGCGUUGGUCGCUGAAAGCGAAAGCUCAUUUAAAACAAACGUUUAUAAACAGAUGGAUAAACCCAAAGAGAUCAAACUGGUAAAACACACCAAAAAUAUGGGCAAGUUUAGUUCUGUUACCGUUUCUACAAUGGAUGAAGACGAAGAUGCUCUGGAGGCGAGAGAGAUCGCCGACAGCUAUGCUGCCAAUGCUAAAGUUAUUGAGAAGCAGUUGGAGAGAAAAGGAAUGACCGGAAAGCGAAAGAUCAUGGGAGCACCCGUGGAUGUGAGGGUGAAAAAGACAAAAGGAACACUUAUCGAUAAUUGAGAGUUUGGUUGCAACUCAAAUGUAUCUCCCAGUCUGCAGAAUAUGGCAGCAACAAUGAAGUCUUGCAUGUGCAAGAUAGUUAUUUUUCACUGGCACGCGUGCUAUCAUAAAAAAUUCAGUGGGUUUGAACCUGAGACAACUUAGACAAGCGGAUUACCCAAAACUUGCACCUGUUCUUUACUACAUGUGAAACUACAUGAAAAAACUCUAUAUUUGUUAUAUACAAUCAUUUAUUUAAUGAAUUUGCUAAUAUUGUUUUAUGUUAAUAUUUUGUUAAGCUCUAUCUGUUUUUAGGAUUGUAGGAGUUUUAUAGUGUGUUGGAUUUUCGUGAAGGAAGACGCUUCAGUGAGAUAUCGAGAACAAUGGGAAGAGAGGAUAGAAUGAGAAUUCACAAUGUUCCUUACAUUAAUCCAAUGUUAAUGCAACAUAAUCUUGCGACAGCGGAAUAUUGUCGGACCUCAAUUGCCGCACUAAGUGGUGUUACUGCUGGUAUCUUAGGCUUAACAGGCCUCUAUGGUUUUGCAUUUUAUGUUUUUUGUGCGCUUUCUCUAUUUGCUGGACUUGUCGUUAAAGCAGGAACGAAAAAGUCAGAUGCGAGAAAAUACUUCAUGACGAGGAAGCAGCUUCUUCUAAGUGGACAAAUUGGAGCUCUGUUUACUUAUAUUUUAUUUUGGACAUUUUUAUAUGGAAUGGUUCAUGUGUAUUAAAUGAUUUGUAAAAAAAUCAAACAUCCAAAAUGGGCAGUAUGAAUGGUAUUGCAAUAAGUUAUAUUGUUGAUGGCAAUGGUUGAGCGACUGUUUUAAAACUUUUAAAAUUCAAUAAUUACCAACAAAAUAUUUUGCAGUUUUUUUUUCGAAAAAAUUAAACUUGCCACCGUCCAAUAAUUAUAUUUCAUUAUAACUCCCAACAAAGAUGGUACACCAAUAUUAUGUCACAAUUUUCUCUUGUAAUACAUUAUUGAGGCCAAAUGACGCCUAACCGUUAUUUACCAUCAAUGUUGUUAAUAAAAUGUAAUAUUUAA